ACAGAGACCUCUACAGCACAGACACACAGCCAUGGCACCUACAGUACCUGCAGCAAUGACCUACUCUAAGGAGCACCUGAUUCUGACCAACAAGCUGAGAAAGCCAGUGGUGGAGAAGAUGCGCAGAGAUCGUAUCAACAGCAGCAUUGAGCAGCUCAAGUCUCUCCUUGGACCAGCAUUCCUGCAGCAGCAGCCAGACUCCAAGCUGGAGAAAGCAGACAUCCUGGAGAUGGCAGUUUUCUUCCUCAAACGACAGCAGCAGCCAGUGAGCAGCUCCUCCUCACCUGUCAGUCAGGGGUACUCCAGGUGUGUCCAAGAGAUCAAGCAUUUCCUGUCCAGGGAGGAAGUGAUGUCGCAAUCCCAGAAAAGACUCCUGAACCAUUUCCAGAGCCUGCCAUCUUCCUCUGAUAUGACCAAGAGUCAGAGUGUGUUGCCUCAGCUGAACUCUCCAGCCAGACAGACCACCAGCAAAGAGGAGACUCCAGUCAAAGGCGCCCUCUGGAGGCCGUGGUAGAGUCCUGCAGAUGCUCACUGGACACUCAGACUAACAGAAUUAAAAAGGCUUGUCUAAUAUGGGCCUGGACAGUAAUUCUUAGCUUGUAGGAAGUGUUUAUCUUCCUCUUCUGCAUGUGCAGGAGGUUAAAUAUAUGCUCUCAAUGAGACAGAAUAAGGCUAACCAGUGUUGGUUCUAACUGAAAGAUUGUAUUCAGAAUUCUCCUUUUCUUCUCUAGGACAUUCUGAGAAAGUGUAUUUUUCUUGAAGUCAGUUAUAUAUUUUUCCUAUAGAGGAUUUUAAAUUUUUAAUUUGUUACAAAAACAUGUUCAAUUUGCUACAAAAAUUCUAGUUUGUACCACAACAUGUUACAUCACAUUUUUUUAAAAAGCAUCUAUGAUUAUUAUUACUCAGAUUGAGUAUUCUUUUUCCACUGUGGAUAUUCUGCACUUAAUUUACUGGAUUAUGAGGUGUAUGGUUCAGUUAACACAAAAUGUAACCUUCCGUGAAGGAAAGAUGAAAUCUUGUAGCAUGCAUAUGCUCAGUGAAGGAAAUAUUUGUAUAAUUCUUAAAAUGUACAUGGUAAGAGUUAGUUUGUGGUACUUAUCUGAAUAAUCACACAAAAAUUGCAUGUCAUUACAUGCACUUAAGUAUAAUUCUUCUCAUUAUGGUUGAGAGCCAUUACUGUGUUAAUGGUUUCUGUAUUGCUUGAUCUUUAAUACAGGUCUUUAAUGAAUGCACUGUUUGGUGUGUUCUCCUGCCUUCAAGUUGCCUUCAAGCAAUAGCAGUGAAAAGUUUUCAUCGUUUAUGUUUUGCAGAGAAUAUUUUUUGUUGCCUUCUGUGAUGGCAAGUUUACAUGUAGAUUUUUCUGGGAAAAUUGUGGAUUUAUUUGCAUGAAACAUUUUCAUACAAGCAUUGUUUCAGAAAAGAAAAAUAAAUGGUCAAAAAUA
This is a messenger RNA of Anguilla rostrata (American eel), 1442 nucleotides long. Its product is annotated as transcription factor HES-5-like. The record is from RefSeq and is a predicted model, not a curated record. NCBI's taxonomy places the organism in Eukaryota, Metazoa, Chordata, Actinopteri, Anguilliformes, Anguillidae. Gene Ontology annotation, molecular function: RNA polymerase II cis-regulatory region sequence-specific DNA binding; protein dimerization activity; DNA-binding transcription factor activity, RNA polymerase II-specific. Gene Ontology annotation, biological process: anterior/posterior pattern specification; regulation of transcription by RNA polymerase II; regulation of neurogenesis. Bases 32 to 514 code for a protein of 160 amino acids. Gene Ontology annotation, cellular component: nucleus. The transcript is spliced from 2 exons.